Ciona intestinalis (vase tunicate) is the source of this 1865-nucleotide messenger RNA. NCBI's taxonomy places the organism in Eukaryota, Metazoa, Chordata, Ascidiacea, Phlebobranchia, Cionidae. The record is from RefSeq and is a predicted model, not a curated record.
CUAUUUAUUCACUGACCUAAUUGUUUUAUAGAGCAUAUGUUUAGUAUGAGACUGUAUGGUAGUAUAUUAAGGUUGUGUAGUCAAACUGUACACACAAAAUGUUACCAAGCUUCAAUGCUUCAAACAAGAUGUAUAAGUGAUGUUUCAAAACCAAUACUUUCAAUAGAACAAGUUCGUAGUCAUUUACGAAAGGUGGUUGGUGCAAGUAAAUCAUACAGCGACACAAUUCCCGAUCGCUCUGGUCUCAAGUCCCACCUAGUGGAUGAUCAGACAAAGCUAGCUCCUCGUAAAAUGUCCGAUAGUUUCCAAACAGUUUGCAUCCCAUUGUCAGAUAAAAGUAUUCGUGAAAAAUACAUCAACAUUCAUGGAAGUGUGAGGUUUGGUCAGCUCUUAGAGAAUCUUGACACAUUUGCUGUUCUAAUCAGCUAUCAACACAAUUCACCAUUGCUGACUAACACAGGGAUCAGUCCACUGAGCAUUGUAACUGCUAUGGUUGACGAGAUAAAGAUUCAUCAUGACCUCAUAGACCCCACUGUUGACAUCAUAAUGACAGGUCAUGUGAUGUGGACAGGGAAAUCUUCAUUAGAGAUUGGGAUGUGGUUGAAACAGGAGGAUAAGAGUGUCUUGGAUGCGGAGUUUGUCAUGGUGGCCAGGGAUCCUGAGAGCAAAAAAGCGGCAGUUAUUCACCCACUUGAAACAACCAAUGAGGAAGAAAGGAAAUUAUUCGAAGCUGGAAAUCAACAUAAACAGAAGAGGUUGGCCGAGGCGAAUACUUCUUUAUUUCAAAACCCUCCAACUUUAGAAGAAAGACAAAUUGUUCAUGAAAUUUUCCUUAAAACCUUGGAUCCCAGAUCUAAAUCGUUUCGAAGUCGAGUGCUUCCUGAAGGAAGUGUUUGGAUGGAAUCUACUCGACUUAAGAACGCAGUGGUGUGUUUUCCUGAGAAGCGAAACAUCCAUAACAAAGUAUUUGGUGGAUAUCUUAUGAGGAAAGCAUUUGAACUGGCAUGGGCCAAUGCUUGUGUUUUCAGUGGGAAUCGACCAUACGUUGUUGCUGUUGAUGAUAUUUUAUUCCAUUGUCCUGUUCCUAUUGGUUCCUUACUACUAAUGUCAUCACAGGUUAGUUAUUCCGAUGGGAAGAAAUUUAUCGCACGAGUUCACGCAGAGGUCAUGGAUACAUUGCAAGGCACCAGCACAACUUCUAAUGUGUUUCAUUUUACUUUCACAUGUGGAGAUCACCCAGUUCCUGCAGUCGUACCAAUGACAUAUGGAGAAUCCAUGUUGUACUUGGAUGGGUUAAGAAGGUCAAAGAAAGGGAGAAUGUUGUAGUUUAUGUUUGUAGCUUAUUUAGCUUGUUUGUUCUUCAAGGGUUCAAUGCAUAUUGGCUUGUGCAUGUCUGGAUGUAUACACAAGCUGUUUACAGUGAAAUGCUUUUUAGUUGUCUAUCACUAUCACUACCCCAAACAUUAUCAAAUAUGCAUGUAAGUAUAUACAUUUAAGUAGAUAUAGUUUGCUGAUGCGCAUUUCUAUAUUUUGAAACUAAUUUACAGCUGAAAAUUGUAAAUACGUUGUAGCAAAACAACCAACUUUACAACAUAUGCACUUUGUAUAAUAACGUCACAACAUUAAUUUAUUUAAAUAUAUUGCUUUUAUCAGCUUAGUUUAUUUUUGAUGAUAGUUCCACUGUGGUUAUAUUGAUGGUAUUACAGUGGCCACUAUUAUGCAGUAAUGUAGUUGAUAUAUAUAUAUUAUGUAUAAAUAUUAAUUUUCAUGAAUUGUUGGUGAAUUUUUUAGUAAACUUACGUUAGUAAAACAAGAUACGAAGCAGAACACUUUUGAAAGUGAAAUACUUCAUAAUAUAACCUAAA